Molecule: messenger RNA, 1556 nt
Organism: Salvia splendens (bonfire salvia)
Lineage: Eukaryota; Viridiplantae; Streptophyta; Magnoliopsida; Lamiales; Lamiaceae
Product: vesicle-associated protein 1-2
Exons: 10
Coding region: 146-1006 (286 amino acids)
Biological process (GO): endoplasmic reticulum membrane organization
Cellular component (GO): endoplasmic reticulum membrane; plasma membrane
Source: RefSeq, a predicted model, not a curated record
AGCGAUUAAAAUAUGUGCCACAAUUUUGCGGUCGUCGUCAACAUGGUUGCUUUGCUACUGCCUCGAAUUCUUAUUUCACCAAACUGAAAGAAACCUUUUUGUAUGCAAAACCCUAAUUCGAUUAACAAGUAGAUUGUGGAGAGAAAUGAGCUCAGAGGUGUUGCUCAAUUACGAUCCUCCGGAGCUGAGUUUCCAAUUUGAUCAGAACAGACAGCUAUCAUCUUCUGUCCGAUUGUUGAAUAAAACCGACAAUUAUGUUGCUUUCAAGCUCAAGUCCACUAAUCCGAGAUAUUAUGUGGUUCGACCAAGAAUUGGAAUUCUGUUGCCUCAAUCAACUUGUGAAAUCAAAGUGACAAUGCGAGCCCUGAGGGAAUCUCUGCACAGUGUGAGGUCCAAGGACAAGUUCAUGAUUGAAAGUGUAGCUGCAGCUCCUGAUACAACCGUGGAAGAUGCUCGGAAACUGUUUGAUAAGGAGUCCGGACAUCCUAUUCCUAUUCAAGAGUUCAUACUACGAGUCAAUUACAGUAGGCCAACAGAAUCUUCACCCACAUCUGUCAUUGAAAGUACAGAUGUAUCUGCUCCUGAGGUUACUAGACCUCAUAUGGAACCUGAUGAGAAUGGUUUACGGGUCGCUAGCUCUGUCACUGAUUCUCAUGACAAUAAUUUGCGGGUUAUCAACAAUGUUAACGAACUUCAUAGCAAUGGCAAACAGGAAAAGGAUAUCACUUGUAGUGGUGACUCAAUUCUCAAGCGCUUUAUCAGCAAUUGCACUGGUGAAUCAAUUCUAAGGGAGGUCAUUGGUAGCUUGCUGAUUUUAGUCUUCUUAUACCUCAUGAAACAGACGAUAUCAUGGAUCUGGAGUCUGGUAAUGUUUGUGGCGAUGGUGAUUAUAAAGAUGAUGAAGAAAUUGGUGUCUGACUCUGUUGAAGACUGGAUAGUGAAAACUCUUCUGCAUAUCGUCAUGUAUAUUCUAUUUGGGCGCAAGGAAAACACAGGCCUUACGUAGCACUCUGCCUUCUUGUGUCAAUGUUAUUGAUAAACAUGGUUAUGAAAAGAAGUAAGCAUUCCAUGUCAAGCUAUGCCUGCAUGCAAAUUAGAAGAAUUUGGAGUUUUGUACAUGUUUUCUUUUAGACAGCGUAUAUUAUUACAAUGGAAUAGACUACAGAUAGUGAUGUCAAACAUUUGCCACGCACGUAAAUGAGAGCCACACCCACACUGAAAGGUGGUACUAUUUUUGCCACCAUGUUAAUAUGUUAUUGAUUCUUCACUUGAAUCAUUAUCCUGAAAACAUCAUUUUGUUCGAGUUUGUGCAGUUUUGUUCAUUCAAGCUCUUCCCCAAUACGCAAUGCCUGAAGUUGCAUUUUCUCGAGCAGUGCAGACCAAAUUGUUCGUUACUUAGUUUGUAAUAGAUUGAGAACCAAAUUGUUUGUAAUAGUAUCAUUGCUUCUUAAAAUAGCCUUGAAUUUGUGUUGUUUGUUCAUUCAAAGCUUAUUUGAAGCUUAACAUCUGGAGUUGCAUUUUUUUGCUUAAUGUGCAUAGCAUACUUUUGACAUAAA